AUGUCUCCUCCGUCAAUUUGUUAUGAGUACGCAGUCCAACAACGCGUGCCGUACCCUGAUCUGACACCUACGUCAGUCCGGUUUAGCUCCCGCGCGUCCCGUCGCACGGAUCACUACUACUACUACUACUACUACUACUACUACUACUACUACUACUACUACUACUACUACUACUACUACUACUACUACUACUACUACUACUACUACUACUACUACUACUACUACUACUACUACUACUACUACUACUACUACUAA
Spirometra erinaceieuropaei is the source of this 255-nucleotide messenger RNA. Lineage: Eukaryota; Metazoa; Platyhelminthes; Cestoda; Diphyllobothriidea; Diphyllobothriidae. The record is from the annotation of a GenBank genome assembly.